Molecule: messenger RNA, 3156 nt
Organism: Oncorhynchus tshawytscha (Chinook salmon)
Lineage: Eukaryota; Metazoa; Chordata; Actinopteri; Salmoniformes; Salmonidae
Product: alpha-2-macroglobulin-like
Exons: 21
Coding region: 1-2313 (770 amino acids)
Cellular component (GO): extracellular region
Molecular function (GO): endopeptidase inhibitor activity
Source: RefSeq, a predicted model, not a curated record
AUGGUGGUAGGCCUGGUCACCACCAACGAUCAAACAGCCUAUAAGGAGGAGGUACCCUCAGUGAAGACUGACAGUGUGGCCACUGUACAUGUUAGCAUCAAGGGGAGGAAGGAUGAGAUGAGUAAAAAGACCAAGAUCUUUAUCAAGCCCAAAAGAUUCCUCACCAUUUUCCAGACAGACAAACCAGUCUACAAACCUGGACAGACAGGGGUCAUCCUUAAAGGUAGUGGCAAGGCAAGCUUUACCGAUGUCAUCGUAACUGUUUGUUUUGAGGACGUGCCCCAAGCAUAUAAACCAGGGAUUGAAUAUGAGGGGAAGAUCAAAGUGACCGAUCCAGACUCUACUCCCAUUCCCAAUGAGCCUGUGUAUCUCUUCCUACAAAACAGUGGCACAUCUGAGGACUGGACUCUCACCACAGACAGCAAGGGCAUUGCUUCUUUCUCUCUAGACACUUCUCUGUGGAGUUCUGAAGAUACAGGAAAGGUGGAUGUUGAGAAGACUGUCCCUGACACCAUCACCAAGUGGGCUGCAGUGGCGUUCUGUACUUCCUCAGUGGGUUUUGGCCUGGCUCCCAACACUGGCCUCACUGCCUUCCAACCCUUUGUGAAGGUGAUUCUAGCUGAGUCGGACCAGUUCACAGCCAGGCCAUGUGAAGGCUGCCAGUACACCCUGUGUCUGUGUGCUGAAGAGAGCAGAACCUUCAAGUGGAUCCUCACCCCAACUGCUCUGGGGGAGGUGAGUGUGAAAGUGAGCGCCGAGGCAUUGAAGACUGAGGAGCGCUGCGGCAACGAAGUGGCCACGAUUAAAUACUUUUUAAUUGGUUGUACAAGUUUAAGUCACUCAGUCUGUCUCAUUUAUCUGUCUCCAGAGGGCCCAGUGGAGAAGGACAUCUCUCUGAAGUUGCCUGAGGUGUUUGUGGAGGGCUCUGCCAAGGCCUCUCUCUCAGUACUAGGCGAACUGAUGGGCCGGGCCAUGAAGAACCUGGACAGCCUGUUGCAGAUGCCCUAUGGCUGUGGAGAGCAGAACAUGGUGCUGUUUGCUCCCAACAUCUACAUCCUCAACUAUCUGCAGAGCACCAGGCAGCUCACCAAGGAGAUCCAGGCCAGGGCCACAGGCUUCUUAGAGAGUGGUGAGGAAGCUGGAUCUGGUUCAGCUACCAGAGAGCUCAACUACAAGCAUGAUGAUGGCUCCUACAGUGCCUUUGGGAAGAGUGAUGAGUCUGGAAACACCUGGCUCACCUCCUUUGUGCUGAAGUCCUUUGGCGGGGCCAAGCCCUACAUCUUUGUGGACCCCGCCCACAUUGCCCAGGCCAAGGCCUGGUUGGCCAGUCACCAGCAGAAUGAUGGCAGCAUCACAUCAGCAGGGAAACUCUUCCAUUACGGCAUGAAGGGAGGGGUCGGGGAUCAGGUGUCGCUCACUGCCUACAUUACCACUGCACUGCUGGAGCUGGAUGGCAACACUACUGACCCCAUGGUGGAGAAGAGUCUGGUGUGUCUGAAGGCAGCAGUGUCUGACAAGCUGGACAACACCUACACCACAGCCCUGAUGUCCUACACAUUCGCCCUGGCACAAACCCAGGAUAUGAGGGCCAAGCUCAUCACCCACCUGGACAAGAUUGCUGAUACCUCAGACUAUGAGGGAAUACCUGGACCAAUAAGAAAUGCUAAUUCAGUCUGGGAGAGAGCAGAGGCUUCUGGGCGGAAGACAGACUCUCUGGAGGUGGAAAUGACAUCCUACGUGCUGCUGGCGCUGCUCUCAGGCCCGUCCAUGCCAGGCUUUGGGCUGGACUACUCCACCGCCAUCGUCCGCUGGCUUGCCCAGCAGCAGAACCCCUAUGGAGGUUUUGCUUCCACACAGGACACAGUGGUAGCACUGCAGGCUCUGGCCAUGUACGGUGCUGCCACCUUCAGUCCAGAGGGCGCCAGUACAGUCAGUGUGAGCUCAGCCGGAGGCCUGAAUAUGGAGUUCACUGUGAAUCAGAACAACAGGCUUCUCUAUCAGGAGGAACAGCUGAAGGAGGUCCCUGGGGACUACAACAUCAAGGCACAGGGCAAAAGCUGUGUGUUUGUGCAGAUCGCCAUGCACUACAAUAUUCCCCCUCCUCCUGAUUUCUCUGCUUUUAACAUCUCAACAGAGACGCUGGGGAAAUGCAACGGCACCAAGAAAUCAAUGAUUGUGUCUGUGGAUGUAAGGUACAAUGGUCGGCGAGAGGAGACCAGCAUGGUGAUCAUCAAUGUCAAACUUCUCUCCGGCUUCGUCCUGGACAAGUCCUCCCUCAGGCCCUUGAAAAAUGACCCCUGUCAAACGAGUUGAUCUGGAGGAAGGACAUGUCAUCAUCUACCUAGAUGGGCUUAUUCAGAAGGAAACUAAGACGUACAGCCUGGCCAUAGAGGAGGUUGUGCCUGUGAGGAAUCUGAAACCAGCUGUGGUGAAAGUGUAUGACUACUACCAGACAAGUGAUGAAGCUGUGAGUGAAUACAGCUCCCCAUGUGCAGAGAGAAGGUGAUGAAAUCAAUGAAGUGUGAAAGACAGAAAGCCAAUCACAAGCUGACUGGACCAUGGCUCAACCAAUUGCUUUCCUAUCAAGGAAGUCAUGUUUUUAGGUAGAGCUCAUAAAACCUCUACAGUUCAUGGUACCACAUUGACCAACUUGUGAUCUGUUUUUAACAUGUGUUUAAUAGAUGGGCAUUAGAAUGUACUUUUAAUUCUUUUCUUUUUUUGUAACUUUGAUUUGUGCUAACACGUAACCCUAAAACGAUUGUGAGAUCGUUAUUUCAAAAGUAAUAUCAGUGUUUCUACUGCGACGAUGAGAAUGAAAUGUUUUAAUUAAACCAUGGCCAUGUUGCUAUGAUUUCAAACCAGACUCACAGUAACAUUUGUUUUAAUAGAUCUGACAAUAUCCUUAUAAUCCAUACAUGAAAGUGCCGUAUAAAACAGUGUACCGUCAACAUAACAUAGUCUGAAGAUGGUGUGAGAGAUGUUCUACACGGUGUUGAGGGAGUGUAGACAGUUGUAUGACCCUGUGAGUGUUUUAAGUAUACUGAAGUGUAUUCUGACCAUUCUUUUGAAAUGACAAAAACAAGUAAAUUGCUUUUUAUACAAUACUGGUUGAAUGAUGAGUAAAUUACAUUUUCAUACAGGCAUCUUUUUUUUUUU